UCCUCACCAUCUCACUACUAUAUAUCUCAACACUUCAUCUGAACUAAACCAUAUUCAGGUUUCUUCAGAAAAAAAAAAUGGCAUACUCCUUUCACUCCCUAGCUUUCUUCUGCUCAAGCAUUCUAAUAUUCAAGCUUAUCAGUCUUCACCAGUCAGCCUUGGCUUGGAGUUGUGGACCUGAUGUUCGUCCUACACAGGGCUUUGUCUCCCUCCCUUUCAACCGAUCCUACUACCAUAUUCAGAAACCUUAUGAUGUGCCUGAAGACCAGCGCUACUGCUUCAUCGAUGGAGUUCAUAAAUGUUGGGUCUACUCCACAGACAAACCUCACACUACCACCAGCCAAACCCUGCCUCGCACUGAAAUUGCUAUACAAGGAUACGGUUACUCUUCUGGGGUGUGGGAAUUUGAAGCAUAUGCGUAUGUGCCAAAUGGAACAUCAGGGGUCUGCAUAAUGCAAGUGUUUGGAGCAACUGCUCCUCAUGCCUCAACUCUGAUGUUGAGGGUCUACAAUGGUUCACUCACCUACUACAGGGCUCCAGUACUGGUUCCAAACAUCUACGAUAAAUGGUUCAAGAUCAAUGUGGUUCACGACGUUGAUGCUGCGAAAGUCAGAGUCUUCAUUGACGGCUGUCUCAAAAUCGAAGCAGAUGGUCGUGGAGGAACGUCUCACGCUUUCAAAUGUGGAGUGUAUGCCCAGAUGAAUGACUCUACUUACAUGGAGUCUCGCUGGAAAGACAUCAAAGUUUUAAGGAAGCGUUGACCUUGAUUUUCAUUAUAAGCUUGUUAGUUAAUUUGUUUGUCAUAAGAGAAAAACAAAAUUGUUCAUUGUUAUUGUAUCUUUGUGAUUUGAGUUAAAUCUUUGUGAUUAAUUGGAAU
Rosa chinensis is the source of this 877-nucleotide messenger RNA. RefSeq names its product citrate-binding protein. The transcript has 2 exons. Lineage: Eukaryota; Viridiplantae; Streptophyta; Magnoliopsida; Rosales; Rosaceae. The coding region runs from base 78 to 761 and encodes 227 amino acids. The record is from RefSeq and is a predicted model, not a curated record.